This is a messenger RNA of Arabidopsis lyrata subsp. lyrata, 1478 nucleotides long. RefSeq names its product probable disease resistance protein RPP1. Bases 521 to 1276 code for a protein of 251 amino acids. The transcript is spliced from 2 exons. The record is from RefSeq and is a predicted model, not a curated record. NCBI's taxonomy places the organism in Eukaryota, Viridiplantae, Streptophyta, Magnoliopsida, Brassicales, Brassicaceae.
GUCAGAGAGAGACUUCACGGUUCCAGCCUCUGCAAACAGAGGCGAUGACAGGGAACUGUUUGUAGGAGGCGCGAAGGAGACACUCGCGAGCAACGUCGUCGGAAAGAUUGGGGAUAAGUUCCAUCGAGAAAGUAUCAAAGAUUGAAACUUUUAUUUAUCUGUUUGUGGAAAAGUGAAGAAGAUUGAAGCUUUAGAAGAGGGAGAGAUAUUGAAACAGUUUUAGUAAAAGAGAGAAUUUUGGAUUGAGAGCAGGUUGAAGAUGAUGAUGAUGGUGAUUGUGAAUGGGGAAGAGGAGAGUGUGCCGCUUUAUAGAUAUUUGAAGAUAAGUGUUUAAUUCUAGAAACUUGUUGAUUCAUUCCUCGUUUUUUUUUCUUUAAUACUACAAGUUUGAGCAACUGGAUUGUGGAAUUUCCCUCGUUUUUCAGAUUGCUCGCAAUUGAAAAGUUUUCCUGAGAUUUCUAAUAAUAUUGUGGAUUUCAAACUCCUAGGAACUGGAAUCAAAGAGGUUCCUUUGUCGAUCAUGUCGUGGUCUCGUCCUUUAAAAUUUCGGAUGUCAUACUUUGAAAGCCUCAAGGAAUUCCCGCAUGCUUUUAACAUCAUCACGGAGCUGGUUUUGGUAAGGGAAGAUAUACAAGAAGUUCCUCCAUGGAUCAAGGGAAUGUCUCGUUUACGUAGACUUAGACUCUACAACUGCAAUAAUCUGAUUUCACUCCCCCAGCUUUCAAAUUCCCUAUCUUGGAUAGAUGCAAAUAACUGUAAGUCUCUUGAGAGACUGGAUUGUUCCUUUAACAAUCCGAAGAUUUGUCUCCACUUCGCCAACUGCUUCAAACUGAAUCAAGAAGCCAGAGACCUCAUCAUACACACAUCAACUUCUAGAUAUGCUAUAUUACCGGGUGCACAAGUACCUGCCUGCUUCAAUCACCGACCUACUGCUGAAGGUUCCUUGAAAAUCAAGUUGACUAAGUCACCUCUUUCUACAUUCUUGAGAUUUAAGGCUUGUAUCAUGCUGGUUAAGGUUAAUGAAGAAAUGAGUUUUGAUCAGAGAUCGAUGAGAGUAGAAAUUGACAUCAAGGACGAACAGAAGGAUCUCAAAGUUUUGCGUACACCAAGAGGCUUUACAAUAGAUCAACUUUUAACAGAGCAUAUCUACACAUUUGAACUCGAAGUAGAGGAGGUGACUUCCAUGGAUCUUGUCUUUGAGUUCAAAACAUACAAUAGAAAAUGGAAGAUCGGAGAAUGUGGGCUACUCCAAAUUUUGGAGGUUCCUUCAUGUUAAUGAACAUGAUAAAAGCUUCAGAGAUGGCAUUAGAGGGAGGAGUUAUUUGCAGAAAUGAGAUAUAUACAAACAAAGACAGUGAAAAUAGAGAUGAGGAGGGAAAGAAGGAAGAAUCUAUGUCAUGAGUAGAAGAAUCUGAAAAUCCAACACUAGGAAGCUGUGGCGACUUUGAAGUUCAUGGAAUUGAGAUAACAUCAUUAUC